CUCCCAGAUCAUCCCACCAGUGGCGAAGAGAGAAUAAGGAGAGAAACAUCUAGAGUGAAUAAGAAAGAUGGGGUUCGUCCGUGCCCUGUUCCUGCUGGCGAUGGUGUGCGUGGCGGCGCACGCGAAGGACUACCCCAAGGAGGAGGGCGCGAAGGCGGAGGGGCCGGCCGCCGCCUCGGGGGGCGGCGGCGGUAGCACCCACGACGUGGUGAAGCUGGGCGGCAAGGGCGACGGCAAGACGGACAGCACCAAGGCGGUCAACGAGGCGUGGACGGCGGCGUGCGCUGGCACCGGCAAGCAGACGAUCGUCGUCCCCAAGGGCGACUUCUUGACGGGUCCCCUCAACUUCACCGGGCCAUGCAAGGGCGACAUCGUCAUCCAGCUCGACGGAAACCUGCUCGGCUCCACCGACCUCGCCUUAUUCAAGUCGAACUGGAUCGAGAUCAUGCGCCUCGAAAGCCUCGAAAUCAGCGGCAAGGGCAAGCUCGACGGCCAGGGCGCCGCCGUCUGGAGCAAGAACUCCUGCGCCAAGAAAUACGACUGCAAGAUCCUCCCCAACACUUUGGUGCUGGACUUCGUGAACAACGGUCUCAUCAGCGGCAUCUCUCUGGUGAACCCCAAGUUCUUCCACAUGAACGUGUUCAAGAGUAAGAACAUCACCAUCAAGGACGUGACCAUCACCGCGCCGGGGGACAGCCCGAACACGGAUGGCAUCCACAUGGGCGACUCCUCCAAGAUCAGCAUCAUUGACACGGUCAUCGGCACCGGCGAUGAUUGCAUCUCCAUCGGCCCCGGCACCGAGGGCGUCAACAUCUCCGGCGUCACCUGCGGUCCUGGCCACGGCAUCAGCGUCGGUAGCCUGGGCAGGUACAAGGACGAGAAGGAUGUGACGGAUGUUACCGUCAAGAACUGCGUGCUCAAGAAGUCCACCAAUGGCGUCCGGAUCAAGUCCUAUGAGGACGCCGCCUCGGUGCUCACCGCCUCCAAGUUUACCUACGAGAACAUCAAGAUGGAGGACGUUGCUAACCCCAUCAUCAUCGACAUGAAGUACUGCCCCAACAAGAUCUGCACUGCCAACGGCAACUCCAAGGUCACCAUCAAGGACAUCACCUUCAAGAACAUCACCGGCACCUCCUCCACGCCCGAGGCCGUUAGCCUCCUCUGCUCCGACAAGCUGCCGUGCACCGGCGUCACCUUGAAUGACAUCAAGGUCGAGUACUCUGGCACAAACAACAAGACCAUGGCCGUCUGCAAGAAUGCCAAGGGCACUGCCACCGGCUGCCUCAAGGAGCUUUCGUGCUUCUAAACGAUCAACCCACGCUACAUCCUGCCACCACCACCAUUAUUUUUUCAUUUCUAUUUCUAUUUUCCAGGUCACUUAUAGUUUUUCUCUGGCGAUGCUCUGAUUGGAUUGUUCUGAUGCAGUCGGACUAUCCGACUGCUCUAUAGUCAGAUUGUCUGCAGUGGUACCGGACUAUCCAGUUAGUUCUAAGCUGUUUGUAAGUUUAAGAAAUUUUUGGAAAUACCUAUUCAUCCCUCUAGGUGACAUAUACAAUCCUCAAGACUCUUUCAAUCA
This is a messenger RNA of Oryza sativa Japonica Group (Japanese rice), 1576 nucleotides long. RefSeq names its product exopolygalacturonase. NCBI's taxonomy places the organism in Eukaryota, Viridiplantae, Streptophyta, Magnoliopsida, Poales, Poaceae. Gene Ontology annotation, biological process: carbohydrate metabolic process. Gene Ontology annotation, molecular function: polygalacturonase activity. The record is from RefSeq and is a predicted model, not a curated record.